AUGUGCGCUCAGAACAGAGAAGAGAAACUUCCUGGACUGUAAACAGCACGAGGCCGACGGGUUUGAUGCGAGAUAAACGCUAGUUGGGAGUAAAUUAAAAAAAGUUUGUGAGGAGGAUCAUGAGCCGUGGAGCUAAAAGUAAAACGGAGAGCAUCCCAAGCUCCAUGCUGAGCCUGCAGGAGAAUGAGAGACUGGAGGAGCUGCUGGGCAGAAGGUGUGCUUCCAUGGCCUCUGCAGUGGCUCAGCUGCUCAUGGCUCUGCCUCACAGUCCCUCGGUGUGGAAACUGCAGCACACUGGAGUGGUCUGCUUCGUGAAAGACAACCCUCAGCGCUCCUACUUCAUUCGCAUGUUUGAUCUGAAGUCAGAGAGACUAGUCUGGGAGCAGGAGCUCUACAACCAGAUUGUCUACAACACGCCACUGCUGUACUUCCAUACCUUUGCUGCAAAUGACUGUCAGGUGGGACUGAACUUCACGGACCAACAGGAGGCAGAUGACUUCUAUAAGGCUGUCACCGAGAAAAUCGACCAAAGACACAACCGACAAGAGAAGAAACACCGCCCACCUCCGACAAGUGAUAGAGGCUCCCUGCCUCCACUUCCACCUGAAAAAGCACCACCUGGCAGCCCUGGUACUUUUCACAUGACCACUGUGGACAUCCAAAACCCAGACAUCCAGUCGUCCCGCUACCGAUCCAUGCCUUCGCCCACUGUCCCCUCAGUGGCCUCCAGCAAAGGAAAGAAGGACAAGAAGAACAAUAAAAAAGGCCUCAAACUUUCCAAAGCAGAUAUAGGAGCACCCAGUGGGUUUAAGCAUGUAUCACAUGUAGGAUGGGACCCCAACAACCUGGACCCUGACCUGUUCAAAAUACUGUCCAAAGCAGGCGUUGCUGAAGCCGACCUCAGGGACGAGGAGACCUCUCAGAUGAUCUAUAAUGCCAUAGAGGAGCAUGGAGGGAUGGAGGCGAUCAGAAGGGCGGCGCAACAAGUUGGUGGACCUCCUUCUCCAUUUGGCAGACUGGGGCCUCUGCCUCCUGUGCCGGGCUCCAGCCCCUCUGCUCCAACCCCUCCACCUCCACGGAGUCGCUCUGGCCCCCUGCCCCCCAUCCCAGGUCAGACCCAACGAGGCACCCCGCCUCCCCAGCCACCUCCAUCCCGCGGGGGUUUUCCUCCACCUCCUCCUCCAUCGAGCCGAGGCGGUCUGUCUCCUCCUCCACCACCAUCCCACUCUGCAGCUCCUCCGAUGCCCCCGCCAUCAAGGUCCUCCCAUAGCGUCCCGCCUCCUCCACCGCCCUCGAGCUAUCCUCGCGCCAUGGGCGUCCCUCCUCCUCCAGUCCCGUCAGCACCCAACAGAGGAGGUGGAGGGCCCCCACCCCCACCUCCCCCACCUCUCCUUCCACCUGCUCAAACCUCAGAUUUUCCACCUUCUCCCUCCCACUCCUCUGGUGGAGCACCAGCACCACCUGCAUCCUUUGGAGGAGGAAACAGCAGGGGGGCUCUGCUCGACCAAAUCAGACUGGGGACGAGUCUCAAAAAAGUAACGGAGAGCUCUGAUCCUCCUCCACCUCCAACACCUGAGGCAGGGGAGGGCAUCGUGGGUGCUCUCAUGAUGGUCAUGCAGAAGAGGAGUAAAGUCAUCCAUUCCUCUGAUGAAAGUGAAGACGACGGCGGCGAUGAAGACGAUGACGAAGACGAGUGGGAUGACUGAUGAGGCGACUCUGGUUACUGAGGAUUCUGAACUCGAGUUUUAAACUCUUCCACAUUUUGUUAAAGGGGUGAAGUGUGACUUGUAUUUAUGGGAAUCUGCGCUAGUUAUCAGGUGAAUAAAAAAUGAACGCUUUAAUAAAUGGAGCAGAUUUUCUAAAGAGAAUUCUCUAAUUAAAUUGAAAUAAGUGAUUAACAACUCACUGCUGCAAGCUGAAGGGUGAAGACACAACGCUUUCAGUUGUAGGCUUUGAUGCAUCCAGAUAUAACACAAAUGUU
Molecule: messenger RNA, 1981 nt
Organism: Nematolebias whitei (Rio pearlfish)
Lineage: Eukaryota; Metazoa; Chordata; Actinopteri; Cyprinodontiformes; Rivulidae
Gene: wasb
Product: WASP actin nucleation promoting factor b
Exons: 11
Coding region: 120-1706 (528 amino acids)
Biological process (GO): actin filament organization
Molecular function (GO): actin binding
Source: RefSeq, a predicted model, not a curated record